CAGAUGUUUUACCUGUGCGUGCUUUGUGUCUGACGUGUUAACGUUGUUGCCCCGCCCAUGUAAUCCAGCGAGGUCAUUGUUCACCGACCUGCAUACAUGUGUACAACAUGUCGGGACUGGGGCUCAGGCGGUGACAAGCACGAAAUACGGACUGUAACGAUUGUGACUAGACGAACAUGGGUUGCGGCACCUCUCAUGGCCCCGCCCCACCACCACACCUCACACCACGGGCAAACCAGCAACAACCAGAAACGCCGAUAAACAACGGCAAGGCGGACAACAACCUGCCAAUGAACGGCACGUAUAAUCUCUCCUCUAAAACUCAUAAACAAGACCACACAGACGGCCAUCAAAAGUCCACGGCAGAGGUGAACCCUCGUGUGAAGACUACCGAGGCGGCAGUGACGUCACAGAACGAUUUCUCUACUGGAGUUGACCUUCCGGAUCUGACAGAAAUCAAACGGCCAGCCGACAUCGCCUGUAUCAGGUCGAGAAACAGCGCCAAGUGGCCCAUCAGGUGCUUCUGUAGCCUGGACUUUAACGUGAACGCCGGGUACGGAGGGUGUGCGUCUCUCCUGUUACUGUCAUGUAGCUACAACAACAAGGACAACUCAACUACGGAGAUAUUCCUUCUCCGUUCCGGUUUCGACUGUAACCAUGUCGAGGCGACGUCGUUGGUCAAGAGCCAUGGCGGCCAUUUUGGAGCAGAAAACGGCAUCAAGACAGACGAGGACGGCAGACUCCUGGUGGACUGUCUUUUCGGGACGAACUUUGCCUGUCUGCUGUCUAACGACUCCCGCUGGGGGCACGGCGGUGUGGGUGUGGUGACGGACGGGCCGGAGGAGGAGGGAGAGACCUGCAAACUCCGCCUCAACGUCAACGGCGGGAGCGGAGGGGGCACGUCCAUUCUCAUGUGCAGGGGGGUGGUCCCUGGCGUCGAUACUGCCAAGGUUGUAUCCUGUGUGUACGUGAUAAGCUCGGGAUUUGACAACAACGCCUUCCGGACGAAGAAGCUGUUCGACCACGGGGAGGACCUGUGGAAGUUCUCGGUGGACGGCUCGGGAGUGCUGCAGGCAGCGGGACCCAUGAGCAGCCGGUACGCUCUAUUCCACAACCGGGACACGUUCGUGCCAACCGGUCAGGACAGGGUGGCGAAGGUUCGGCACACUCAGGCUUACCGAGGAGACUCCCAGACGGUCCUGCUGCCGGAGUGUCGGGAUUGUGGGACGGCUAUGGUCCUCUGCUCCAGUAGCAGUGGAACUGAGACCGCCACCACUGCCUCUUUAUACGUCCUGACCAUCAGUACACAGGGGAUCCAGUCAGUGGAAGCUGCGUUUGUAGCAGGCAGCUCGGGAAAAGGAGCGCCUGAAUCGGCGGAUCAAUGGACAUUCGCCAUAGCCAACGGGAAACUUGUAGUGGAAGGUCCCCCUCUUCCCUGUCGGUACGCCUUCUUCUCUAACCUCGCUGACGACGAACAAAACCCCAAAGGUCGUUGCCACCAAGAUAGCUGCCUAGCAACCAAUGACAGCAGUCCUGUCUGUGGAGUUGUGUCAGUGGACAGUAACGGGAUCCGCGGUUGGGUGACAGCUCCUUCAGAUAUCGUCAUCAAGGUAAACGAGAGAACGGUUGCCGUGAUGGCGGCCCCGGAGCUGGUGUCUGUGGCGGCGGGAAGGAUGGCGUUCGCCAGGCGGUGGGCACAAGACGAGACCACGCCGGGACUACGGCUGGUCAGGGUGUUUGCCAUUCGGACUGAUCCUGAUAUGAAGAACUGUCUACUCGAGCUGGAGGGCUCUCCGUACCAACACGUGAUCCAGCCCAGGGGUGUACUGUUCGCCCUGAACACCGCCGGCCCGUCCUACCAGGCCCUGAACAACAUCGUCUACCUGAGCGAACAUCGUCUGUACCACAACUACGACACAGGCCCGCAGUCUAAAACUCUAGGACUCGUCAAACACACCAGCGCCAUGCCUCAGCUGCUGUGUGGAACUUACGACGGUUUCAUCUACGGGACUGCCCGCAACCACAGCGCACAGACCGAGGACGAAAACAGGGUCACCUACAACGUCCCGGACUUACCGGACGGAAAACACACCCUGACCCUUCACUACGUGGGAGGAGGAGGCAAUAUCAUCAUCAAUGGAAAUACGAAAAGAGUGAAUUUCAAACCAGAGAAGACGGAGGCCUCUCCAGGCUACACAGCACACACGUUCUCCGUCCCCGUGACUGUGUCCGGCGGGACCCUGGAGUUCACGGCGUACCCCUCCUUCCUCUGCGGCUUCUCCAUCUGUGACGCCUCGUACGUCGAGCCGGAACAAUCACCUGAUGACAUAAGGAGAGAACAGCAGGAGAGAGUGAAGCUGGGUCUGGAGGCCACGCCCCUGCCGGACAGCCUGGAGAAGAAGAAGAUGCAGAUUGCCGGCUGGUCCUCAAAUCUCCUGGACAACGCCAGCGGACAGCUGGGGAACAUGUCUCACUGGAACAUCGGUGGGGACUGGAACGUCAUCGAGGGAGGACAUGGAACGGAAAAAUGUUUUGUGACGUCACAUAUGCGCUGUACGAAGUACCAGGAGGUGGAUCUGACUAAGACGUUCUCCGAGGAACAUCUGGACACGUCUCCAGAAAUCCAGGUGUCGGAGUGGUACACACAGGGCGUCUGUGGAGGAGGCUUCUACACGCUAGAGGUCACGCUGAUGACGUAUGACGGAGAGGUCAUCAAAAGGUAUAAGAGCGGAGAGAAGGGUAACCUGUACUCAGGACAGUGGCACGAGGAGAAGGUCGCAUUUACCGACUACGGGACGGGAGUCAGACUUGUCGGCAUUCAAUCGUCAGGUAAAGAUGACAAGCACUGGGGAGGUCAUUACGGAGCCCGGAUGUCCAGCGCCACCGUGCGGGUGAGAAGAGAAGCGACCCCGGCGGAAGAUGACGCGUUUGCUGAUGUCAUUCCGGAGAACGUGACGGAAGAGGAGAGGAGCCAGCAGGCGGCUGUCAGGGAGAAGGUCGUGCAGAAGGUGCUGACGGAAAAUGCCCAACUUUGGUCACAGGACGACAACGAAGCUCAACCAAUGGAGGACCCGCUCAUGUCAAUGGAGCAAGGUGGAAAACCAAAAGGCAGCGCUGAGCCUAACCAGGGGGAAAACAAGGCAGUUUCAAAGGUCCGUCGGUCGGAAAAGCCGAAGCAGAGAGAGAUCAGAGUCUUUGUUUCCAGCACCUUCAAGGACUUUAAGGAUGAGAGAGAAUACCUCAUCAAGAAGACGUUCCGUGAACUGAACCGUCUGUGCGCCGAACGUUCGGUGUUCUUCACGUACGUGGACCUGCGCUGGGGCAUCACUAAGGAGCAGUCUGACGACGGGCGGACCAUCUCCAUCUGUCUCAAGGAGGUGGACCGUUGUCGUCCGUACUUCAUCUGUAUGAUGGGAGAGAGGUUCGGCUGGAGUCAGAAACAGGACGAACCAGACAAGCUGCUGAACGCCAGUUUUGACUACGCCAUCAAACACAACGACGACCUGAAAUGGAUUGAAAAUCACCGGUUUGAUACAAGUGUCACACAGCUGGAGAUACAACACGCGGCACUCAACAAUCCUGGCGAGAGUCGCCAACGCUGUUUCUUCUACCUGCGGGACCCUGUCACAGACACGGGCACAGUCAGCCCUGACGAUGUACAGGUAUUCCUGUCGGAGAGUGACUGGCACCAUCAGCACCAGUACAAACUGCGGAAUGCUGUACUAGAGGCAGGGAUGAAUGUCAGGAACUACAGGGAGACGGAGGACGCCUGCACCCUUAUUAUGGAGGACCUGCAGCGGUGUGUGGAUGAAGACUUCCCGCCGGGAACAGAGCUGACACCCAUGCAGCGGGAACAGGAGCACCACAUGGCGUUUGCUGAAGCUCGCAGGCGCGUGUACAUCGGCAGGCAGGAGUACUUCGACAAGAUCGACCAGUUCAUGGCCGGAAACAACUCAGCUCCUCUGGUCCUGGUCGGCGAGUCCGGGUCGGGUAAGUCUGCCCUGGUGGCGAACUGGGUGUCCCGGUACGAGCAGGCCCAUCCUGACCAGUUCGUCUUCGUCCACUUCAUCGGCAGUUCUGCUGAGAGCUCCAACCACGUCACCUUAGUCAGAAGGCUGAUGGAGGAGCUAAAGGCCUUCUUUAACCUGACCAUGGCGGUGCCGACAUCCGACACGAACCUGGUCAGGUCGCUGCCUGUGUGGUUACGGAUGGCGGGGAUGAUGGGCCGGGUGCUGAUAGUCAUGGACGCCCUCAACCAGCUGGACAGCGGCACGGCGAUGGUCGGAGAAGGUGAUGAGCAUGACCUCCUGUGGAUCCCGAAAGAAAUGCCGCCUGGCGUCAGCAUGCUGCUCUCCACCCUACCAGGCAGGGCGAUGGAAGCUGCCUCAGCCAGCGGAUGGGAGACUUUCCGCGUGCAACCACUGCAACCUGAGGAGAAGUCUGCGAUCAUCAAGGGGUACCUGGAGGACAUGUACACCAAAACUCUGUCGGAAGAGCAGAAACAGCUCAUCAUCGAAGCGCCGCAGACCAACAACCCGCUGUACCUCAAGGCCUUGUUAGAUGAGAUGCGUCUGUACGGUGAGUUUGAGACGGUGACCACUCGCAUACAGCAUUAUCUAGAGGCAGAAAAUCCCGGCGUCCUCUUCGGCAAGAUCUUAGAACGUCUUGAGAAUGACUUUGAGACAGGAGUCAACACCAGAAAAUACCUUGUUCGCCUUUCCACGUCUGCCAUCUGGUGUUCUCAUCGUGGGUUAUCAGAGGAAGAAAUGGUCUCCCUUCUGGACGUACCGUCCGUUGUCUGGUCACCCUUCUACCUCUCGUUGGACGACAACCUGAUCAACCGGAACGGGAUCCUGAACUUCUUCCAUGACCAUCUCCGCCAGGCGGUGGAGGCCCGGUACCUGCCGUCUGCCGAGGACAAGAGGCGAAAGUACCUGGAGCUGGCCGACUACUUCGCGACGAGGGAGAUUGAUGACAGAGUUGUGGACGAGCUGCCGUUUCUCCUGUCCAAGGCUGGGGAGAUGGACCGACUGCGAACAACCAUCACCAACCUGCGCAUCUUCCAGCGGAUGAUGAAGUCUGUAGAGGGGACCUUCAACCUCAUGAAGUACUGGCAACAGGUCGGGGGGUACGAACGUGCAGAAGCAGACUAUCUGAAAGCCUUGUCUGAAGAACCCCAGGGAUCGUCCGGCCAAGAGAAGGAGGACCGCGUCGCGCUUCUUCGCAGCAUGGCGGCGUUCUUCGUCAAAGCAGGGCUGCUGAAAAGUGCAAGAUCUUUGUACGAGGAACUGCUGGAAAUGCUGGAGCGCCGGUAUCUGGACUCACAUGGCACGGUGGUGUAUCACCCCAGGAACUUCUCUUUCCGACACAAGUGCAAGCACACUGCUGUUCUGGAUGUUCUACACAGUCUGGGAAACGUGUGUGAACGACAGAUGGAGCUAAAACUUGCUGAAGAGUUCUAUACAGACGCCCUGGACCGCCAGACCAGGCUCGACACGCCUAAAGAGAAGCUUUAUCUAGUCAAAGGACUUCUUGGUCUAGCAUCUGUGAAGAGUCUCAAGGAAGACCAGAAGGAAGCGAAGAAGCUACUUCUUCGGGCCAAAGAGGUGGCGACCAGCGUGUUGGGGCCUCACCAUCACUAUGUGGCGUCCAUCGUGGGGCAGAUCGGACAAGUCUGCUAUAAGCAAGGCCGCGUGGACGAGGCACUGGGUUUCUACCUACAGGAGCUGAGUAAGGUGCGCGCGAUCCACGGCGCCAGUCACCCGCGCACGGCCGGCGUGCUGAACAGCAUCGCGCUGGUGUACGACGACAAGAACGACGAGCGUGCCGGGGAAAUAUAUGAGACCGCCCUGACCACCAUGCUACAGGCGUACGGAAACAAUCAUGUGGAUGUGGCCAUUAUCAGGUAUAAUACAACCUGGGGGCAUUUUACUUUGCCACAAGCCACUAUGCCAGGUCCAAGUACCAGUUUGAGCAGGCUGCAGCAGUCUUCGAGUCCUUCCUCGGUCCUGACCAUCCUGACACUGCCCAGGCUAAGGAGGCCAUGGACACUGCAGCUGCAUUUGUCAAGGAGUAACCAAACGCCUGUACUGGAAUCUGCCUCUGAUAUUUUCCUGGAUUUAAGUUGUAACUUGUAACAACAACUUGUAAUUACUGAAUGCCAAAAAAAA
Molecule: messenger RNA, 6170 nt
Organism: Branchiostoma belcheri (Belcher's lancelet)
Lineage: Eukaryota; Metazoa; Chordata; Leptocardii; Amphioxiformes; Branchiostomatidae
Exons: 37
Coding region: 177-6137 (1986 amino acids)
Cellular component (GO): Cul4-RING E3 ubiquitin ligase complex
Molecular function (GO): protein binding
Source: RefSeq, a predicted model, not a curated record